This is a messenger RNA of Anthostomella pinea, 207 nucleotides long. The record is from the annotation of a GenBank genome assembly. Lineage: Eukaryota; Fungi; Ascomycota; Sordariomycetes; Xylariales; Xylariaceae.
AUGGCACAAUCAGCAACGAAAGACUCGAGCGUUUUCCACGGCUCGGAGAAUUGGGAGUCGUGGGACAGAGAAUUUCAAUCGAGAGCAAUUGCUCUAGAGCUCUGGGAUCACAUCAAUCCGGACGAUGAAGAACGAGAGGAGUGGCCAGAGCCUCCCCAGAAGCCUAAAUACAAAGAUUACCCAAAACGUCUCGAUCGCGACACUUGA